CGCCAGUCCAAAAUAGGCCUUCGUCUACGAACUACGAAGAACGAUGCCGUGGGACGUAGAGCAACACUGUUCGUCGUAGAGGCGAGGCUGACUGCUGACAGCCGAGAGAGGUCUACGGUUUUCCCGUUCCUCCGUUUCGAUUUUCCUUUAUUCCGACAGGAUUUUCUUCGGCCGCAGCCGUCCCAGCUGCCUCAGAGGCCAGAUAAGAAAAACACCCGAGUCCCAAACCCCAGAGGUGUCAGUUUGUGCGACUAUCUCGUCCUGAGGGCCGCCGAAGGGAGCCGGGGUUGAGAUGAUCUCAAGCUAAGCGGACCCCGUUUUCCUCCCCUCAUGGAAAAAGACGUCUGAUUUAAUAACGUCUCAUCGAGAGCUGAGAUUAAAACCAUGAUGGACGAUGGUGUAAACGAAAACAUAUGUAGAGUUUGUAGGUCAGAAGGAAACUCCGACAGGCCUUUGUUCCAUCCGUGCAUAUGCGCCGGGAGUAUUAAAUGGAUCCAUCAGGAGUGUCUUGUACAGUGGAUGAGGUACAGUCAGAAAGAAUUUUGCGAACUAUGCGGAUACCGGUUUUCCUUCACUCCGAUAUACUCUCCGGAUAUGCCGAGGAGGCUGCCGUUACGCGACGUCGUCGGGGGCCUGUUGAGCAGCAUGGCGACGGUGGUGAAGUGUUGGCUCCACUACACUUUCGUCGCCAUCGCAUGGCUUGGAAUAGUACCAUUAACCGCUUGCAGAAUAUACAGAUGUCUUUUCAACGGAUCAGUAGAUUCUGUUUUAACGCUUCCUCUAGAUAUGUUGUCAACUGAAAAUAUAGGAUCGGAUAUAUUCCAUGGGUGUUUUGUCGUGACGUGCACCCUUUUUGCGUUUAUCGGCCUCGUAUGGCUCAAGGAGCAGAUCGUGCUCGGUGGAGGUCCGGAUUGGCUGGAAAGGGGCGCUGACGAGCAGCCCAUCGGGCAGAACUUGCCACCUCAGCAGAUCCAACCUCCUUUACCACCGCCACCGCCUCCACCACUACUCGUUCAAGAAAGACAAGGCAACAACAAUCCUCAAGAGCCUCCAAUAAACGAAGAAGUUGGUGAAGGGGGUUUUGGCGAAGGCGGUGUCGAAGAAGGGGUGAUGGCAGGCGGUGACUGGAAUCCGCUCGACUUGGACAGGGCCGCGGAAGAGCUUACCUGGGAGAGACUCUUGGGCCUUGACGGUUCUCUUGUUUUCUUGGAGCAUGUAUUCUGGGUCGUAUCGCUCAACACGUUGUUCAUCCUUGUAUUCGCAUUCUGCCCGUACCACAUGGGCCAUUUCGUCAUUGUCGCUCUCGGUAUGAAAAAUCAUGUCAACGCUUCACACUUUCAAGGACUCGUAACCACACUGUGCGGCUAUUGUGUUAUUGGGAUUUGUCUAGUCGGGUUACAUUCAUUGGCAGCGCUUUGCAGUUUAGUGAAGUCAAGACGGGUCCUUGGCCAUUGUUAUGUCGUCGUAAAAGUGUCAUUGCUAUCUGUAGUGGAGAUCGGCGUUUUGCCUUUGAUAUGCGGUUGGUGGCUCGAUAUCUGCUCUCUCUCCCUCCUGGACGCCACUUUGAAAGACAGAGAAGCGAGUUUUAGAAUGGCGCCGGGUACAUCCAUGUUCAUCCAUUGGCUCGUCGGCAUGGUCUACGUAUAUUACUUCGCCUCGUUCAUACUUCUCCUGAGAGAAGUGAUCCGCCCGGGCGUUUUAUGGUUCCUUAGAAAUCUAAACGACCCGGAUUUUAGCCCGAUUCAAGAAAUGAUCCACCUUCCGAUUAUAAAACAUGUUAGAAGGUUGGUGACAUCCGCUGUGAUAUUCGGUUCCGCCGUCAUCCUCAUGCUCUGGCUGCCGAUAAGGAUACUUCGUUUUAUUAUGCCACAGUUUCUUCCAUAUGUCGUUACCAUGCAGGCAGAAGCUCAAGUCACCGAACUUUCACUAGAACUUGUUCUACUUCAGGUCAUACUUCCAGCGUUGCUCGAGCAGUCUCAUACACGUGCUUGGCUGAAGGCUCUGAUUAGAUUGUGGUGUGUGGUAGUUUCUCAUAUUUUGGACAUCAAAUCGUAUCUCCUGGGAGAGAUGCAGACUCAGUUGCCGCAGGUGAACGCCCUGGACCAGCAGGCGGCGGACGACAGACAGCCAGUCGACCUAGGCGCCGUGCACCACGCCCUGUUCCAGAGGGGAGGACCGACAGGUUUCCAGCCGUACGAGCGUCCUAGAUUCUUUUUCCUGAGGCUUUUUGUCCUCGUGAUUUUGGUAUGCUGCAGCCUCGUAGGCGUCAGCCUUAUUACGCUCACCGUUCCGGUCGCUUUAGGAAGGCAGGUCAUGGUCCACUAUCCUCAACUGACCAACUCCGGACCCGGAGGCCAAAUCCACGAAUUGUACACAGCGGCCUGUGGGACGUACAUGUGCUGCGUUAUGGCUAGAGCCGUCACUUUCAUACUUUCUUGGCUGCCCCAAGGGAGAAGAGCGAUCGUGGAAAUGCUCUACAAUUGGUUGGUUUUGACUGGAAAAUCUCUGAUUGCAGGGAUUUUGCUUAUAGGAAUAAUACCGUUACUAUCGGGCCUUCUUCUCGAACUCAUACUCGUUAUGCCUUUGAGGGUGCCGUUGGAACAGACGCCUGUUUUGUGGUUCUGGCAAGAUUGGGCGCUCGGUGUACUUUAUACGAAAAUCGUUUGCGCCAUUACAAUGAUGGGCCCCGAAUGGGCUAUGAGACAAGCCAUCGAAAGGGCUUACAGAGACGGCCUCCGCAAUAUGCAGUUGAAGUUCAUCAUUGUCGAACUCGCCAUGCCCGUCAUUGGCCUUCUGGCCAUCGCCCUAGCUCUGCCGUACGUCAUCGCCCAAUCCAUCAUACCGUUGUUCGUCUCGAACACUUUCAUACGAGUUGUCGUCGCACGAAGGAUAUAUCCUUGUACAUUACUACUCUUAGUCGUUUGCGUGCUUAUCGUUUUUCACAUUAAACAAUUUGCAAAACUCUACGAGCACAUCAAAAACGAUAAAUACCUGGUUGGCCGUCGUCUUGUCAACUAUCAUCAUAAAUCUUUAACUUCUUAAAUAAAAGAAAAAAGAAAAAAAAUAUAUAUACAAAAAUGGAAUUAAAAAAAUCCUGAAAAAAAUGGAAGAAGUGGAGGUUUUGUAAAUAAUUAUAGACAACAAAAUAAUUUUUUUAUUAUAAAUUAAGCUAAAUUUGUUUUCGAUGUAUGAAUCUGUAAAUAAAGGGUAGUAAAC
Messenger RNA from Cimex lectularius (bed bug), 3216 nucleotides. RefSeq names its product E3 ubiquitin-protein ligase MARCH6. The record is from RefSeq and is a predicted model, not a curated record. Gene Ontology annotation, cellular component: endoplasmic reticulum membrane. NCBI's taxonomy places the organism in Eukaryota, Metazoa, Arthropoda, Insecta, Hemiptera, Cimicidae. Bases 385 to 3042 code for a protein of 885 amino acids. Gene Ontology annotation, molecular function: zinc ion binding. The transcript is spliced from 10 exons.